AGCAGUUUGUUUUGAUCUUGUGUUUCGCUGAUUCGAUUGAGUAACAACUUUGCUCGUCUUUUGAUAGUGAAAAUUUCCGGCAAAAUGUUAUCGAUUUCCAGAAGUAGCCUUCUGGCGCGGCUCGGUCCGAUUCGUAGCCUAUGUCCGGCUGCAUCGUCCCGGUGGAAAUCCUCAUCGCUACCGCGGAAAGAGGAGGAAGAGUUCGCUUCCGACAGCGACAUCAAAAUCAGCACCAAACCGACCCACCACCGGUUGGAGAAGCGCAAUCCGCUCAUGAAGAACAUGUUCAUCGGAGUAGUGGACACCGAUCUGCUGGUGUAUCCAGAAUCGCUAAACCGGGACGAGCAGUCCCGAGUGGUUUCGGAACGGGAAUCAUACGAGCGGAUAGUGAAAACGAGUGAACCAAAUGAGUUGCCCCAGAAGCUGAGGAAUGCUGGAGUUUUCGGCUUGCAGUCGCCAUUGAAUCACGGCGGAAAGCAGCUUAUUGAAACGGAGUUGGCAUAUUUCAGCGAGAUUAUUUCCAAGGACUUCCGGACGGGGUUGGUUGCUGGGCAGCAUAAUGCCAUCGUUCAGCUUCUGGAUCGGUUCGGUUCGGAUCUGCUGAAGGAAAAGUGUAUGGAAGCGUUGAGCAGCGGACGGGUGACGGUUAGCAGCGCGUUGUUUGAGGAGGAAGCUCCCUCGGGAACCAUGUUCAGCACGAUUGCCACGCAGGAUAUGGAUCAGAAACGGUGGAUACUGAAUGGGGCGAAAUCGUUUGUGAUUGAUGGCGAUAAAGCGGGGUACUUCCUGGUACUGGCCUCGACCAAAGACAUGGACCAGAUGAGCGCCCAGGAUACUACGAUAACGGCGUUCUUGGUCGAUGCCAGUGAGAAGGGAGUCCGCAAGGCGAAAGCCGAUGAAACGUUCGGGUUGAACGAUGUUAAACAAGUUACGGUGAGCUUCGAGAAUGUGGAAAUCGGAGAAGAGAACAUUCUCGGCAGUGAGGGAACCGGAGCGGAGGUUCUGGUUGAACUACUGAAAUCGACGCGUGUUCAAACUAGCGUCCUGGGUGUGCAAUUGAUGAAGCAGUUCCUGAACAGUCUCACGCGCCAUUGUAUCGAAACCAAAACCGGUGGUGGACACAUCAUGGACAUUGAAAACGUCAGUGAGGAGCUGGCAAAGGCCACCUGCUCGGUGUACGCCGCGGAAAGCAUGAUCUACCUGACCACGGGUCUGCUGGACGAUUUCAUCGGCCAAGACGCGGAAAUGGAAGCGGCGAUUACGAAAAUCUUCACCGCCGAGAAGCUCAUGGACAUGGCCAUCCAACCACUGCGGUUUGUUGGCCAACAAGCUCUGACCAAGGGUCACCCGCUGGAAGCUUUGUUCCGGAACUCGGUUCAAUUUUUCGGACAGAGCGAAACCAUUGAUUCGGUCAAAUUUUUCGUUGCCCUCAGCGGUCUGCAGCACGCCGGUAUGGCAACGCAUGAAACCAUCCGAAAAGAUCGCAACCCGGCCAUGAAUCCGUCGCACGUGAUAUCGAAGAUUUUUGAAAAGAACACCAUCGACAACCCGAAGCAGUUCGUCAAUCUGGAGCAUUUCAUGCAUCCCUCGCUGGACCCGGCCGCCCACUGGGUUGAGUUCUCCAUCAUGCGACUGAAGCUGGCCACGGAAUGUGUCCUCUCGCGGCACGGCAGCGAAGUCAUCGGCAGGCACAUCGAACUGAUCCGGUUAGCCGAUAUGGCCGUUCUUAUCUAUGCGAUGGUGGCCACGUCAGCCCGAGCAUCCCGGGCCUACUGUAUAGGGCUGCGACAUGCCGAGCAGGAGAUCUAUCUGGCGAAUGCAUUCUGCCAGGAUGCCCAGGAGAAGGUGCGGGUGCUGGCCAAGCAACUCGAGCAGGGUCAGUUCAUUACGAACGAUACCAACUAUGGCGCCCUGGCGCGGUACCUUUUCAAGCAGAAGGAGUACUUCUUCGAACAUCCGCUGACGAAGAAUUUCUAGGUUUAGUUGAAUGUGAAGCGUUGGAAGUAUAUUGUACAUUAUGUUAGCU
Molecule: messenger RNA, 2026 nt
Organism: Ochlerotatus camptorhynchus
Lineage: Eukaryota; Metazoa; Arthropoda; Insecta; Diptera; Culicidae
Gene: Egm
Product: Enigma
Exons: 4
Coding region: 85-1977 (630 amino acids)
Molecular function (GO): flavin adenine dinucleotide binding; acyl-CoA dehydrogenase activity
Source: RefSeq, a predicted model, not a curated record